Dicentrarchus labrax (European seabass) is the source of this 6093-nucleotide messenger RNA. RefSeq names its product formin-like 2a (gene fmnl2a). The coding region runs from base 776 to 4144 and encodes 1122 amino acids. NCBI's taxonomy places the organism in Eukaryota, Metazoa, Chordata, Actinopteri, Moronidae. Gene Ontology annotation, molecular function: small GTPase binding; actin filament binding. Gene Ontology annotation, biological process: regulation of cell shape; cell migration; cortical actin cytoskeleton organization. The transcript has 29 exons. Gene Ontology annotation, cellular component: cytosol. The record is from RefSeq and is a predicted model, not a curated record.
AUAAGAAGUGUGAGACCCCCCCCCUGAAAGAGCUCAUUGUAGGGAAUGAUGAGAGUGUGUGCAGCCGCAGUGUGUGUGGUGUGAGUGUGUGUGUAUGUGUGUGUGUGUGUGUGUGUGAGUGAGGAGCCCCCUCCUCCUUAAACUAGGCUGGUCAGCACUGGAAGGAUUAGUGAAGCCAGCUCCACUUUAACUCACUCACUCACUCACUCACAGACAGACCCAAAAAAAGAAGAGAGGUGGUGGGGGGGGGGAAAGAUUUGCAACAAGCAGUGAAUCAUGCUCGUCGUCAUUACUAGCGACUGGGAGUGGAGCCGAAAUUGUGCAAGAUACGGAUAACAGCGAGGAAAAGGUCCGUGCGGAUCGAGACAAGUUUUUUUUUUUCUCCAAGGGUCUCCUCCUUCAUUCUGCCGUGAAAAUGCCUCAUCGGGGGCUCCUCCGCUGCUCCUGCUGCCGCUGCUGCUCCUGCCGCUGCUGCUCGGACCCGUCGCGUUAUGCUGCCUCCCUCACAUGUGCUUUAUGUUGAAGAAGGAGAAGAGGAAGAAGAAGAGGAAAAAGAAGUGAUAUCAGGAUAAAACCUGCAAAAAAAACCUGUAAGGGGGAUAAAAAAAAACAAAACAACAACAACAACUAAAGAGGAAUAUUUUUUCCUUUUUUUCGUCGUGUGGAGAUUUUUUUUUCCCCCUCAAGAAGUGGAAGAGAGAUAGGAGGAAGAAGAGGAGGAGGAGGAGGGAGGUGGGGGUGAAAAGUUGUACUUGUUGGUCAAAGAGGGGAAAACAUGGGGAACGCAGGGAGCAUGGACCAGCACACUGAUUUCAGAGGACACAACAUGCCUCUGAAACUGCCCAUGCCCGAGCCAGGUGAACUGGAGGAGAGAUUUGCAACCGUUUUGAACUCGAUGAAUCUUCCUCCAGACAAAGCACGACUGUUGCGGCAGUAUGACAACGAGAAGAAGUGGGAACUCAUCUGUGAUCAGGAGCGAUUCCAAGUGAAAAACCCGCCUCACACGUAUCUCCAAAAGCUGAGGAGUUAUCUAGACCCAGCAGUCACAAGAAAGAAAUUCAGACGAAGAGUUCAGGAGUCCACCCAAGUCCUGAGAGAACUGGAAAUUUCGUUACGGACCAAUCACAUAGGGUGGGUCCGAGAAUUCUUAAAUGAAGAGAACAAAGGCCUGGACGUGCUGGUGGAGUAUCUUUCUUUUGCACAGUAUGCCGUCACGUUUGAUGGAGACUGUGCGGAGAACAACCCAGAGGCUGUGAUGGAUAAGUCUAAGCCCUGGAGCCGCUCUAUAGAAGACCUGCAUGGAGGAAGCACCCUGCCGUCUCCCAUCACUGGGAAUGGCAUCACACGUGCUGGACGACAUUCCACAUUACGUCAUCUACUCUACUGUCUGCCAGUCUUCGAUUGCAGGACGCCGGGGACACUGAGCUGUCCAAAGUGCUCUCAGAUAAGACGUUGCAACACACUGCCGAGCCGGAGAACUCUGAAAAACUCCAGACUGGUCUGCAAGAAAGACGACGUCCACGUCUGCAUCAUGUGCCUGCGUGCUAUUAUGAACUACCAGUAUGGCUUCAACAUGGUCAUGUCACACCCACAUGCUGUGAAUGAAAUUGCACUAAGUCUCAACAAUAAAAACCCAAGAACUAAAGCCCUGGUCUUGGAGCUCCUGGCGGCAGUGUGUCUCGUGAGAGGAGGCCAUGAAAUUAUUCUCUCCGCGUUCGACAACUUUAAGGAGGUGUGUAUAGAGACACAGCGGUUUGAGAGGCUAAUGGAGUAUUUCAAGAACGAGGACAACAACAUCGACUUCAUGGUGGCCUGUAUGCAGUUCAUCAACAUAGUUGUGCACUCAGUGGAGGACAUGAACUUCCGAGUUCAUCUACAGUUCGACUUCACCAAACUGUGUCUGGACGACUACUUAGACAAACUAAAGCACACAGAGAGCGAUAAGCUGCAGGUUCAGAUCCAGGCCUACUUGGAUAAUGUGUUUGACGUGGGAGCCCUUCUGGAGGAUGCGGAGACCAAAAACGCUGCCCUAGAGCGCGUGGAGGAGCUGGAGGAGAACAUGUCACAUAUGACGGAGAAGCUGCAGGACAUGGAGAACGAGGCCAUGUCCAAGAUCGUGGAGCUGGAGAAGCAGCUGAUGCAAAGGAACAAGGAGCUUGAAUCUAUCAGGGAAGUCUACAAAGACACAAGUUCGCAGGUGCACUCGCUGCGACAGAUGGUGAAGGAGAAGGAUGAGGCCAUCCAGCGGCAGAGUAACCUGGAAAAGAAGAUCCACGAACUGGAGAAACAAGGCACCAUCAAGAUCCACAAGAAGGGAGACGGUGACAUCUCCAUCCUGCCCUCGCUACCUUCCGGUGUGGAGCACUUGCCGGGCUCCGUGAUGGGAGGAAACAGUGCUGCUGUUGGUUCAAACCACGUGGGAGUUGUAGGGGGCACGUCUGCUACCCCACCACAGCCUCCCCAACCCCCUCCGCUGCCAGUGAACGGCACAUUGUCAAACGGACCAUCAUCGGCUGUUCCUGCACCAGCAGCUCCCCCACCUCCGCCACCGCCCCCUCCACCUCCGCUUCCUCCCACAGGGCCGGCCUCGUUGAUCUCAGCACCUCUGCCUCCUCCGCCUCCUCCUGUAGCCCCCCCACUGCCCGGCUGUGGGACGCCCACUGUUAUCAUGAACUCUGGGUUAGCAGAGGGACCCAUCAAACUUUUCUCUGUUAAGAUCAAGAAACCCAUCAAGACAAAGUUCUGUAUGCCCGUCUUCAAUUGGGUAGCCCUGAAACCAAACCAGAUCAACGGGACUGUCUUCAAUGAGAUUGAUGAUGAGAGGAUACUCGAGGACCUAAACGUGGACGAGUUCGAGGAGAUGUUUAAAACGAAAGCUCAGGGCCGGGCAAUCGACCUCACCAUGACCAAGCAGGUCAAUCAAAAGGGGCCCAACAAGGUGAUGCUACUGGGCUCCAACAGAGCAAAGAACCUGGCCAUCACACUGAGGAAAGUGGGCAAGACUCCCGAGGAGAUCUGCAAAGCCAUUCAGAUCUUUGACCUACGAACUCUGCCGGUGGACUUCGUGGAGUGUCUGAUGCGCUUCCAGCCUACUGAGAAUGAAAUUAAAGUCCUGCGGCAGUUUGAGAAGGAGCGCAAGCCACUGGAGAGCCUGACGGAUGAAGACCGCUUCAUGAUGCAGUUCAGUAAAAUUGAGCGGCUCAUGCAGAAAAUGACCAUCAUGGCCUUCAUCGGCAACUUCUGUGAGAGCAUACAGAUGCUGACGCCGCAACUUCAUGCCGUCAUCGCAGCAUCUGUGUCCAUCAAGUCAUCACAGAAGCUGAAGAAAAUCCUAGAGAUUAUCUUGGCUCUUGGAAACUACAUGAACAGCAGCAAAAGAGGAGCAGUGUACGGAUUCAAGCUGCAAAGUUUAGACUUGCUACUUGACACCAAGUCGACGGACCGUAAGUUAACGCUGUUACACUACAUAGCCAACGUGGUAAAGGAGAAAUAUGCGCAAGUUUCUCUCUUCUACAACGAGCUGCACUAUGUGGAGAAAGCUGCAGCAGUGUCGUUGGAGAACGUCCUGUUGGAUGUUAAGGAGUUAAACAGAGGCUUGGAGCUGACUAAAAGAGAGUACAGCAUGCACGGCCACAACACCAUGCUCAAAGACUUCAUUGCACACAAUGAGAGCAAGUUGAAGAAGCUACAGGACGAUGCCAAGAUUGCACAGGAUGCCUUUGACGAGGCAGUGAAGUUCUUCGGGGAGAACUCCAAAACAACGCCGCCCUCCGUCUUCUUCCCUGUGUUUGUCCGAUUUGUUAAGGCUUACAGGCAAGCAGAUGAGGACAACGAGCAGAGAAAGAGGCAAGAGCAAAUUAUGAUGGAGAAACUUCUGGAACAGGAGGCCAUGAUGGAGCAAGACCAGAAGUCUCCAUCUCAUAAGAACAAGCGGCAGCAGCAAGAGCUGAUCCAGGAGCUCAGGAGGAAACAGGUGAAAGACAGCCGCCACGUCUACGAAGGCAAAGAUGGAGCGAUUGAGGACAUCAUCACGGAUUUGAGGAAUCAGCCUUACAGGCGAGCAGACGCCGUGCGGAGGAGUGUCAGGAGACGCUUUGAUGAUCAGAACCUGCGGCCGGUGAACAACGGCGAAGUGGUCAUGUGACGAGGGAACGGUGCAUGUGCUGGGAGGGGGGGGGGGGGGGAGAUGUGUAACGUCAAGAUUGGGAGAGACGGGAGGUUUGAUGCAGAUUGAAGGAUGAGUGACAAGUGUUGUAGCAACCAUAGAGAUGACUAUGUAUAUAUAUUACAUAAGAAUACAUGUUAUUCCAUGUCUGUGGUACAGGAGCAGUGUUUCACUAUGAAGGACUGGGACAUGUGUGGGACUGAUAUUUAAAGUGUCUGAAAAGGUUGAUGCAGAAAACCUUAGACGAGCCAAGUGCCUGAACUUAUUUUUGAGGGAUAAUGUCACGCUGUCUUCUGUUUGUCUGAUGGCUGUUUUUUUAAAUAUUCCCCACUUCAAGCAAUACGAUGUGACCUGGCUUUAAUUUUAAAAGAAAGUGUAAAAGUGGACUUGUGGUGGAGAGAGGCUUCCUUGGAAAGCGUAAUGUAGAAUGUAUGGGACGUGUUCCCUUUAGCUGUUACAAAUAUUACAUCUUCUAGUGUUGAGUGUGACUCUCUGUAAUAUCUCGGUACAUUCCGGUGCUCUUUUUCAUUCUUCGUACUUUACAAACUUGUUUUCAACCUGCACCUUUUUUUUUUUGUACAUCUCAUGAGGCUUUUCAACUUUGACUAAAAAGGGCUGAUGAUCAGGCACGAAGAAGGUGAUCAGAAAAUCCUUAAAAUUCUAUAUUUAUACUAAAAAUGAGUAUAAGGAUGACGAAGAAUGAACGAAAAAGACAUCAACAGUAAUUCAUUUCAACACGAGACUGGGCUAAUGUGAAUUGUAUAUAUCAGGCGUCUCCAUGCGGACUUCUCUUUUAUAAGUUGUUACAAUGCUUAAUGGAUCAAUCCAGAAUUUGAAGCUCUUAAUUCAUAGAAGUAGGCUGCCUGCUCACAUAAAAAAAUCUACCGUCCUUGUAAAAUGUUACAUAUCUGUAGCUGCACAGCAAUUUGUUUGGUUUCUGGGAACAAAUAAAAGCCUGUAAAGCAACAAAGAAUGCGUUUUCUACCAAACUGCACGAAAGAUACUGAACCCGACUGGAUGAUCUUAUUGUCAGAACUGGACACAACUUUGCAUUUCAUCCGUCUACUCUUUUCUUUUUUACAGAUUAAUUAUAUUCUAGGCUACUGUGUCUACUCACUUUAUUGUAAUUUUAAUGUAUAGUAUUUAACCACUGAAAGGAUUCCUUUAAGCUCAUGUUUUCAUCUAAAUGUGUGUCAUGGCAAAACAAGUACACAACACAAAAAAACAAAAUCCUAAAUGUACAGAUAUUUUGCUACAAACCUUGUUUUCUUUAUUUUUUUUUUUUUUUUUACUUAAUUCACAUUACCAGAUGGUUAAUAUUGUACAUAUUGUUUAAACAAAAGUUUUCAUUGCCUUGUGCUAUACAACUUGAAUGUUAUUUUAACUUAUAGUUUGUUUCAAUGUUUGUAUAUUUAAUUAAGCCAAAUGAAUCUACAGUAGUGUGUUGAAUCAUAAUGUCUCACUGUCAGGAGGCAGCAGAUCACUGAAUUUGCUUGUGGGUGUGUCACAGGCGCGUCAAAGCCAGUUAUGAAAAACAUGCAACAUGUUCCUGUUGUGCAGAUGUUGGUACAUUUGGACAGAUGUAAGCUCUUAAAUCAGACACAUUGUGUCUAAUAAAACUAGUUUCUAUUAGUUGACCUGUGGUUAGCUGGUUUUGUGGCUUUGUGAUACACCCUCCUGUAAUUAUCUCCACUGAAGCACGUGCUGCCGAUCAUCUCUCUUCUCUCAACUUCACUGUCUGUAAUAGUGACAUUUCUCUAACUGGAUAAUACUGGCAUGUUUUUUUUGUUACUUUCACCAGAAAUGUAUUUUAGGCAGUUUGUGCUUAUUACAAAAUAACAAGCUUUUUUUUUUUUUUUUUUUUAAAGUAGGUGAUAUGAGAUUUUCAACGAAUAUGAUCAAAUAAACUAUUUACAUUGAAUAUAGAA